AUGAAUCAAAACAUACAUCAGUUUAUUAAGACUCAUUUUGGCAAGGAUUGCCUUAUCGUUGUGCGGGAAUUCGAAAAGACGUCGAGGAAAUUAGCGGACUAUCGCAACCAUUUGAGGUUUAAUCCACGGUGCUUGCAGUCGGAUAUUACACCACGCAGUUUACGGAUCAAAGCCAUUGUCAAAGGAUUUCGUGCUCAUACCAUCAUUCAUAAAGCAGAGAGAGCUUUAUUGAACGAACGUAUCAGACAAACAAAUUUUACCAUCGACAUUUUACACGGAAAACUGGACAAAUUAAGGAAACAUUUAGUGGAAAGCCUACCACAGGAUGUUUAUGAACGCGUGUUAAAGUUCACCGAGAAUGCGCAGUUGACUCAACAUGGCCGCUCUAAGAGUCGUCAAAUCAACAAGUUCGCGAGGUUAGUGGAUCGAGAAAAUCACUCUACAGCAGCGGACAGGGAUCAAAACUGGAGAACUCGUAAGCCCAGUGACAUUUUGGUGGAGGAGAACGAAGUUUGGGUGAGAAAUCUUUCGGACAAACAGCUUAGCAAACCCGAAAAAUCUGUGUUAGCUCGCGGUUUAAAUUUCGCGGUUGCCCCGGAGGAUAUACCGUACGUUGACUACAUUACAGCCACCGAGUCCGCGAUCAAGAACAAUCGUAUCAACCAAGAUUUUGCCGAGGAAAUUCGGGGGAAAGUCACGGCCACUCUCUCGAAUGCAAAACUACCACCUCCCAAUUUAUCGAAAGAGGAAAGGUUAGCCGCUCAGUCUUUGGCGAAGGACAAGGAUAUAAUUAUCCUCCCUGCAGACAAGGGGAGAUGCACAGUGGUUUUGAAUAAGACAGAUUAUGAUAGCAGAGUUGGUCUAUUGUUACAUAACAGUGUUACUUAUGAACAAGUAAAGCGAGAUCCUUCUUCCAGCUUCAAGAAAAGAGUCAUUGAAGUGCUACAACAGUUGGAGAAAGACGGCUUUAUUGACAAAUCUACUUACUUUAGUUUGUAUCCUGGCAAUGACAUUCCAGCCUUUUAUGGUCUUCCAAAGAUCCACAAGGAGGAUAUACCUUUGAGACCUAUUGUGAGUAGCAUUAACAGUAUCACGUAUAACAUUGCCAAGUUUCUUACAUCUGUUCUCAGCCCUUUGGUGGGUUUAUCGGAGCAUAGCGUACUCAAUUCUAAAGACUUCAUUGAGAAGGUACGGGACAUCAAAGUUGAAGACGAUGAAUGCAUUGCCUCCUUUGAUGUGUCCGCUCUUUUCACUAGCGUUCCUCCGAAUAAGGCAGUAGAAACGGUUCGCAAACGUCUUAUUGACGACCCCAAUUUAAGCUCAAGAACUAAACUUGGCCCGGAUCAACUUUGUCAACUUUUAGAACUCUGUCUUUCCACCACUUACUUCACCUACAACGGCAAUUUCUACAAGCAAAAGCAUGGAUGUGCCAUGGGAUCCCCCAUUUCGCCAGUUCUUGCCAAUUUGUACAUGGAAGACUUUGAGAAAUUUGCCCUGAGUUCUUUUCCCGGCAUUCCACCUACCCACUGGUUUAGAUACGUGGACGAUACUUGGGUCAAGAUUAAGACUACGGAACUUGAUUCUUUUUUCGAUCACAUCAAUAACUGUGAUCCGUCUAUUAAGUUCACAGUGGAAAGAGUCAAGGACAACCAACUCGCGUUCUUGGAUUGCCUCAUCACCAUCGAGGAAGACGGAUCGCUGAGCUCGUCAGUCUUCAGAAAAGACACCCACACAGAUCAAUACCUGUUGUUUGACUCUCAUCACCCGCUCAUCCACAAGUUGGGAGUAGUGAAGACAUUGUUCCACAGAGCUUCAUACAUUCCUUCUUCUGAGACAACCAAGGAGAAAGAACAUAAACACCUCCGAGAGGCUCUACGUAAAUGUGGUUACCACGGGUGGAGCAUAGAGAAAGCCCUUCACCCGCGACGCCAACGUGAGAACAACCUUCCUCGACCGACGGAACAGGGGCGUCGCUUCGGUGUCUCCGUCCCCUACGUCAGUGGACUUUCAGAGAAAAUCCGGAGGAUCCUGUCUUCUUACCGCAUCCCAGUGUACUUCAAACCGACUAACACACUCAGGCAGAAAUUGGUCCACCCGAAGGAUAAAGUUCCCAAAGACAAGAAAAACAACAUUGUCUAUGCUAUCCAGUGCCAAGAGACAGGUUGCAGCGCUAAUUACAUUGGUGAAACCAAGCAACCCCUCUCCAAGCGUUUGUAUCAACAUCGCAGACCAGGCGCAUCGGGAUACGAUUCUGCCGUAUACUCCCACCUGAACACGUCUAAACACAAUUUUAAAGAUAAAGACGUGCUCAUCCUAGACAAGGAACCUAGGUGGUUUGAGAGGGGGGUCCGUGAGGCGGUCUACGUCAACGCAGAAAACCCAUCUCUCAACAAAGGAGGAGGAUUAAGACAUAACCUCUCUCGGAUUUACAAUCCAGUAAUCCGAAAAAUUCCUCGACGUCUCCAAGACAAUAACAUCGACGGUGCUUCGGCGCCAAUCGGCAACGACGAUUUCCCGCCAGUUUAGAAGAGCUGAAGAAGCGUCCCGGAUCGGACGUGAAACUGUUCUCUGCUUCAACAAGUGCAUUCAGACACUGAUGAAAACUGCCAUGCCACGUUCCUGAUAGAAGUAGUCGUCCCAACUCGGAAGGCAGUGGUAUUUGG
Molecule: messenger RNA, 2663 nt
Organism: Lytechinus pictus (painted urchin)
Lineage: Eukaryota; Metazoa; Echinodermata; Echinoidea; Temnopleuroida; Toxopneustidae
Exons: 2
Coding region: 1-2526 (841 amino acids)
Source: RefSeq, a predicted model, not a curated record